AUGUAUGAGGCACACGCCAGCGCAUCCAUGGAGGGACACCGAUGGAGCGUGUCUGAUAUGGACCGCGCUUCAAAUGUCACCAUUCUAAAAGACAGGGGUGCUGAACGUGGCUUAUCUAUUACAUACCCUGCAGACGUUACUGCUCGUGGGGAAGGGAAUAAGAUUAGAGAUGAUGAGAACAGCACUCUCCCAUCCAACAUUAGUGAUAAUGAGACAUUGCCUGUAUCUUUCUGGGGUUGGACCUGGUCUCAAUCCGGAUAUCUGACUGGUUCCGAGACCGACGGUUUCUUACAUCCGUCUAUUCCUGCAUCGCAGGCGGCAGGGUGGCCCUUUAGAGGCAAGGCUGAACAGCCUCAGUAUCCAAGCAGAAGUGGCAUCAUGCCCUUUUUAAGACACUACUCACAAGAGCUGUACCCUCCAGGUCCCUCUUUUGAUGCACCGGACUCCAUUCCCUCGUCCAAUGCACUCGGGCUCUCUUCUAUACUAGAAACUGCGCCACCGAGCUUCCCAAGAUUUCCUCGCUUGCAGCAUGUUGAGGACGGCAGCUUGGCGCUCCCGGCUGAGUCUCUAAUGCUAUUGCCUCCCUGGGAUCCAUUGGCGCCUGUUUCCGCAGCACUGCCUAUGACGGACUUCCACCGCCACAGCUUGCAUCAACAACCAUCUGCACCUGCCCCUAUUAUGAUGGAUUACAAUGGGACUGAAGUCAGCCCGUUCGAUAACAUCAGUGCCAACAGACAGGAGCCAUCGUGUAAUGUCACGGUGCCGGAAGACCAGGUCGAGCAUCAUCACUCGACCUAG
Messenger RNA from Aspergillus vadensis CBS 113365, 798 nucleotides. RefSeq lists its product as uncharacterized. The record is from RefSeq and is a predicted model, not a curated record. The transcript is spliced from 3 exons. The coding region runs from base 1 to 798 and encodes 265 amino acids. Lineage: Eukaryota; Fungi; Ascomycota; Eurotiomycetes; Eurotiales; Aspergillaceae.